AUGGAAACCCAGGCAGAUGAAGCAACGACAGAGCCAACCGGCCAGAAUAGUCCCGUUUUGAACGAGGAUAACUUUACAAACGUGUUCGAAAUCAGACAAGAAAAUAAACCACACAGCGAUCAAGGCAGUUUAAGCGAAGUCACAGAGUGUCGUCGAAGCACUAGAGAGACUAAACCAAAAAGGUAAAGAAUACAUUUUAGAUUUGAAGAGAAAUAUAUUCAAACAAACAAAGUGUUGUCUAGUUGAUAAAUUAUCGUCGCUUAAAACAGAAGUAAGCACUCUAGAAAGAUCGAGUAUUACAUACGAAAUUGAACAACUAGAGACUUUAUUCAAAGAAUUUAAUCAGGGUUUGGACGAAUUACUAAAACUGCUUGAACCCAAACAGCGUGAAAGCUAUAUUACAUAGUGUCAAAGCGUUUUGAACGACUGGAACGAUGUGAAAGGUUCGUUAGUUCUAAAUAUGCAAAAAUAUGAAAUUGACAACAUCCGGUCUAACCACCAGGUGUCAUUACCGGAAGACAGAAAAUCAACCAUUUCCUCUGUUCGUACUUCCUCUUAUAUACAAGAGAAAAAGCUGCAAGCACGCACGAAAGUAGCCGCACUCUGAAGUAAAAUUGUAGUAGAAGAGGAGAUUAUUGAACAAAAAAAUUUGCUAGCCAAACAUGAAGCCCACUUAGAGAAAUUGAAAAUGAAGCAACAAUUAGCCGAAGCGGAAGCAGAAGUGAGGUUUAUGAAGAAGCCGAAAACGACCAAGAUCAAAUUCCUGCCCUCCCUAAAAAUAAAUUACCAUCUCCAACCAUGAGUAAUAACAACCUGAAUAAUAAAGUAACUCAUGAUAAUGUAACGCCAGCACCCCUCCCAGUUUUGCAAAAUGUGUCAGCACCUGAUAAAUCCAUGAACUACAAUGCACCACCUUUUACCCCUCCACCAAAUAGCAUAUGUUCAGCCCCAGUCCAACAACAGAUUUUGGUGCCUGGUAACGAACAGAUACCUCACACCCCCACCUCAGUGCCUGAAAAUAGGCACCUGUAUGAUAGUAACAAAGUUAUUUUAGAAGCACUGUCCCUCCAGAGAUUGCCUAAACUUACACCAAAGGUAUUUGAAGGUGACGAAAUGGAAUUUCUGCGUUGGGAAUCAUCCUUUGACGCCCUAGUGGCUUCAAACACCAAUGACUCCAAGACCAUGUUGCAUUAUCUAUGCAAGUUUCUGAAAGGAGAACCACUGAAGAUGGUAGAACAUUAUCAGGACUUACACCACGACGCUGAUACUGCUUAUUGUCAAGCUUGA
Messenger RNA from Paramuricea clavata, 1287 nucleotides. The record is from the annotation of a GenBank genome assembly. Lineage: Eukaryota; Metazoa; Cnidaria; Anthozoa; Malacalcyonacea; Plexauridae.